This is a messenger RNA of Ilex paraguariensis (yerba mate), 1671 nucleotides long. Lineage: Eukaryota; Viridiplantae; Streptophyta; Magnoliopsida; Aquifoliales; Aquifoliaceae. The record is from the annotation of a GenBank genome assembly.
AAUUGAUAUGCUUGUUCUUGACCUUCUCAUAUUCAUAUAUUUUCUUCUCACAAAACCUCCUCUAUCUUCAACCUCUUCCUCUCUGUCCCUCACCUAUGCAUGCUGAAACAUUGCAAUAAUUACACAGAUGAGUACUGAUCAUGAUAUAGUAAAAAGGGCUCUCAACAGCCUCGGAAAAGGGUUCGACUUAACAUCAGAUUUUCGACUGAAGUACUGCAAGGGAGAAGACAGACUGGUCCUGCUUAAUGAAACAGAAGCAAAAGAACUUAUUGUACCAGGUUUCGGAUCCUUCAAAGAUGUUUCCAUCGACAUCAAAUGUGAUAAAGGCGAUCGAACAAGAUACCAAACCGAUAUUCUGGACUUCAAUCAGAUGUCAGAAUUUUUCAAUCAAAAAAGUUCGGUGCCCGGAAAAAUUCCAUCUGGGUUGUUCAAUUCAAUGUUUGGUUUCCAAAGCGGUUCAUGGGCUAUUGAUGCAGCCAACACAAAAUAUUUAGGUCUUGAUGGUUACUUCAUAGUACUCUUCAAUGUCCACAUUGAUCGUUAUCCUCUUGUUCUCUCCGAUGAAGUCCGAAAUGCCGUUCCUUCAACUUGGGAUCCAUGUGCUAUUGCAAGAUUCAUAGAGAAAUACGGUACCCACAUCAUUGUGGGGCUGAGCAUUGGGGGCAAAGAUGUUGUGCUGGUGAGGCAAGACAAGUCUUCUAACUUUGAACCAUCACCACUAAAGAACCAUUUGGAUGAUCUAGGUGAUCAGCUGUUCACUGGCUCAUGCACCUUCUCUCCACAUCCGUGCAAAACCAAAGAACAAAAACAAAAGGUACCACAGGCUUUCAAAGUCUUUGAUCCGGAACCUAAACUGUUCAAUAGCUGCCCAUCUAUCACAGCAAAAGAUGGAAUAACAGUUAUAUGCUGCAAGAGGGGUGGAGAUUUGACGGCCAACACGCACUGCGAAUGGCUUCUGACGGUUCCGUCGUUGCCGGAUGCAAUUCACUUCAGCUUCAUUCCGAUAACUUCUCUCCUUAAGGGUGUUCCGGGCAAGGGUUUCUUAUCACAUGCCAUCAAUCUCUAUCUUCGCUAUAAGCCUCCUAUAUCUGAUUUACAGUACUUUCUGGACUUCCAAACGCAUAAGGCCUGGGCUCCGGUUCACAAUGACUUCCCACUAGGCCCUGCCACAAAUAGGGCUAUUCUAACCCCUGCCCUACAUUUCAACUUGAUGGGUCCAAAGCUCUAUGUAAACUCUACUCAGGUCACAGUUGGGAAGAGACCGGUUAUUGGAAUGCGGUUGUAUCUCGAGGGAAUGAAAUGCAAUAGGUAAUACAUGCUUCAUAAUGCUAUGAUCCAAAAUGAUAUUGGUCUCUUGAAUCUUUAGGCCAUUAGAAUUCACCCCAUUAGGGUCACACGUCCUCGUGUGGUUCCUACUAAGUUUUGGUUAGUGCUUGCUUUUUAUACCAUUUUUUUAAUAUUGCGGAUGCGUCAUGUAUAAUAUUGUAUGUGUUGGGGUUGGCCCGUGCUUUACAACUUACUAUAUUGAAAAUCCAAAACUCUCACUUAUCAAGUGCAUCACUGUUGUGAUCGUGCAGCAAUUAUGGUGAAUAGUAAGGAAUCAUACAAUUAAGAAAGCAGGAGAAAAUAACACACAGAGAUUUACGUGGUUCGGCAAUGUACCUACAUCCC